This is a messenger RNA of Monomorium pharaonis (pharaoh ant), 2643 nucleotides long. RefSeq names its product protein drumstick (gene drm). The transcript has 3 exons. Gene Ontology annotation, molecular function: RNA polymerase II transcription regulatory region sequence-specific DNA binding; DNA-binding transcription factor activity, RNA polymerase II-specific. The coding region runs from base 813 to 1058 and encodes 81 amino acids. The record is from RefSeq and is a predicted model, not a curated record. Gene Ontology annotation, cellular component: nucleus. Lineage: Eukaryota; Metazoa; Arthropoda; Insecta; Hymenoptera; Formicidae. Gene Ontology annotation, biological process: embryonic hindgut morphogenesis; regulation of transcription by RNA polymerase II; embryo development.
UCCCGGUCCUCCAACCAGAGAGAAGAAGCCAAACGACGACGACGACGAGGAGACCUUUGGCGGUUACACACGGCGUCCUACCGUCUUCUGGUGUGCCUACCUAUUCGGGCUACCAGCGAACCGAGCGACCAAACGAAGCUUCAGUCGACGCCGCGCACCCAAACGGUCCAGACCUGUCAGCCCGGAAGACACACGCGCAGCAACUCAACACUUUCACGAGAGCCACCGACCUACUGAGUAAUACGGAGAUCCUGACUCUUGGCAGCGUGACUAUACGCGCAUCGCAGUUUGUUUUACAACUAACCGCGUUUCGCGAGUUCUUCCCUUCGUUCGUUCAUCGAAAGUUUACACUUCCGACGAAGAUCGAAGACUUUCCCCUGCGGAAGAGUACUACUGGACAUUGCUUGAGGACCAACUUUUAUUCGCACUCUUUGUAUCUCUGUCGGCAACGAUACGAGGAUUUUCGCGCGCGCGACGUGGUACAAGCAGUGAUCUCACUCCCAGGAGCCAGCCGUGCCCGAGACUAGCUUUGCGCGGGAGGAGAAGAGCAAGCCGAAGAACGACAGUCAAGAAAGACAGAUAAAGAGAGAAAGAGAGAGCAUACGAAAGUCCGCGAGCAAGGUAGAGAAAGAUAAAGAGAGAGAGAGAGAGAGAGAUAGAGAGGGAGAGCGCACGAGCACAAGGAGACAGAGGGAGACGGAAGAAGUGGUAGGAGUGAGCUCCGGGCGUUAGCGAGAGAGCGAGAGAGGUGGGCAGAGGGAAAGGAGAGACAGAGACUCGACCAAGAGAAGGAGCGGUGGGAAUUUAUAAGGAUGUUCGCGAUAAUGCCGAUGGAGACAGAGGGGCACGGCAGGGAGUUCGGCCGGCGGCAGAAGAUGCGCGCCAAGUGCACGGUGGAGUUCGUCUGCAAGUACUGCCAGCGGCGCUUCACGAAGCCCUACAACCUCAUGAUCCACGAGCGCAGCCAUAAGGACGCCGUGACCUUCACCUGCGAGGUCUGCGGAAAGUCCUUCAAGCGGCAGGACAACUUCAAGCAGCACAGAUGUGGGUGGCGGUGAGCGGGAGCUCUGAACCUCCUGCACCUUGACAUACACACAACACACACAUACACACACACACACACAUACACACAUACACACACAUACACGCACAAAAGGCAAACAGUUUAAUAACAACCAAUUAAUAAACAACAACAACAGUAAUAAUAACAUCAUAACAGAAUAUGACAAUAAUUGCGAUACAACCAUGCACUAUUUGAUCACCUGCACUUUUUCCCGGUCGCGACGAAAGCGCGAUCAACACCUAUGCCACUACCGCCACCACAAAAAACCCUAGCAUGCGUAUAUACUGCUUCUUCUUUCUUCUUCUUCUUCUUCUUCGUUUUUCUCUUCCUUUUCUCUGUCUGCCUCUUUCGCUAUUUCGUCUUCUCACUGUAUCUGCGACUUUUACUACCCUCACUACGACUUCUUCAUUGUCGGCUGUUUCUUGUACUAACACACGGCGCGCACGGGUCCCACGCUUUAACGAGGCGGUGAGAAUGAUUGAUAGAUAGGAAGGAAAUUUAGAGAAUGUGAGUGGAAGGAAACGAGAGGGGUUUUCCCUGGAAAUGCACUCUCCUCAUCUUCCGAUUUCGACCAUCUUUGUUCCAGGAGCAUACACUCUGUUCCCUACAAGGGCUCCAACGGCUACUCAAAUGGCUAUUCGAAUGGCUACUCUAGGUAUUAGAAGCCAUCCGGCCAACUACUAUCCUAAACUCCCGUAGACACGCGUUUCUCUUUCUCUAUCGAAUGCUCUAGCUACCGACCAGUUCUUCCUGAUAUCCCUCCUCUAUUAAAGCAAUCCUCCGCAUUCGACAUGUCGAACUUGCAAGAGAUAUCGUGUUUGCGUUACGGCAAGGGAAUCGCGAUACUCCAUCGAUUUUUUGUCACUAUCCUCGCAUAUCACCCUCGCAUCUAGUUUGUCCGUCCUGCUUCUUUGAAUUUUUUUCGCUUCACCCUCCUGUAUUCCGAGCCUACACCAGACGUCAGCCACAUCAGAGGAAUCUUCGUUUCUACCCGACACGAAGCACCAUUGCAGAGCCGAGAACAAUGGAAGCGAUUGGGUUAUAGCAACACAACGAACUAUUAUAAUUUCAUCAAACUUUCUUUGUAAUUCAAACGCGUAAUGAUAUUUUUGUUCUACACAUACCGAGCGAUUGUCCGAAUGUCCAUCUAGGAUACGAUUGGAUAGAUGAUAUCAGAUAUCAAGCAUAAAUUCGAGAGCUCCUGCAUUUCUAAUGAAUACAAUAGCGUUCUGUGUGAGAGUCACGAGUAUGAUGAAGGAAGAUAGAAUGUGACUAUGAAAUAUAACCAAAUAAUUUAUGUAUUAGUUUAAAGAAAUUAUCUGAAACUUUUUUAUCGAUGUGCUCUACUUUAAAUAUUCGCUAUCUUUAAUUAAAGACAUACUAACAACUUCGAUAAAAAUUUUUUUCGCGAGCAUUACACGAUACACACUGAAAUUGCUAAACUAAGUUUUGCCUUCUGGUUAUCAAUGUUUCGAUCAGCGGACGAACGACGUGAAAAAAAAAGAACGAGAGCAAGAAAAAAUCAUGUUUCGGAAAUGAACAUGGGAAAUUGGUCGCGUAAUUAAGUGUAAUCGAAGCGG